AUGUGGAUCCCUAUCCUCGCUGCUGCCCUGGCUGGGUUGGCUGUUGCCUGGCCCACGACGACAAUCCUGACCACCACCACCACAGCACUCAACUUCCAACCUUCCGGUGGUCUCGGAACCAACUCUACACCUCCGUUCUAUCAUCCCCUGAGCGAUUUUGAUUUCCAGUCCCUCAACCUGGCAUUAAACCAACAGCCCCUUGAACUCGACCUCUUCCACUUUGGCCUCGCAACGUUCACAGUUCAAGAAUUCGAGGACGUACAGAUCUUCGAAGCGGAUAGAUUCCUCAUCCAGUUUCUAGCCAACCAAAAAGUGUCGCAUUCUACUCUGCUCUCCAACAUGAUUGGAGAACAAGCAGCCAAUCAGUGCACUUAUCAGUUCCCAUUCGAAGACGUCCGCGAAUUCAUCAACUUCAGCCAACAGAUAGCAGCAAUAGGCGAAUCCGGCAUCCUAGGCUUCAUCGAACACCUCGACUCACGCACAGCUGCCCAACUCCUUGCUCAAACACUAACAGCCUCCUCCCGCGAACAAAUGAUAUUUCGCCAAUACAAAGGCCUCUUCCCCAUCCCUGUCGAUUUUCAAACGGCGAUUACGCAGAGCAUGAUGUGGACGCUGUUGGUGCCAUUGAUUAUAAGUUGUCCAGCUGGGAAUCCGGUGAUUGAGUUCCAGAAUUUUCCGGCAUUGAAUGUUGUUAACAACCCCGACCCAACACUCUUUGUCAACACCUCCAUCCCAGACAACACCUCCAUCCCAGACAACAACACCAACCCCACCAUCACGCAUAACCGCUCCAUUCCCCUCUCCUUCCACGGACGACAGGUCAAUCUUACUUGGGAUUUACCCGGUCAAGCGAUAGGCCCCAAUAGUAGCUUUGUUACGAAUACGACUGCUGGUCCACCUCAGUUCGUAGCUUGGAUAUCGCAACUCAAUACCACCUACACCGUCCUCGAAAACAUCAUCAAUCAGACGGGGACGACGUUCCAGCCGAAUGGCACCAUUUUUGGGAAUGGGUCUUCGCCUAUUGUUAAUGCUACUAUGCACGUACCCCCCCUUUUGUUCAUUGCGAUAACGGAUGAAGAUAUCUUCGUGACUCCGUUCAACAUUUCGUUCAUAAAUCCGCAUAUUGUUGCUGGGCCUGCUGUUUAUCAGGCUGGUUGA
Laccaria bicolor S238N-H82 is the source of this 1158-nucleotide messenger RNA. RefSeq lists its product as uncharacterized. The transcript is spliced from 7 exons. The coding region runs from base 1 to 1158 and encodes 385 amino acids. The record is from RefSeq and is a predicted model, not a curated record. NCBI's taxonomy places the organism in Eukaryota, Fungi, Basidiomycota, Agaricomycetes, Agaricales, Hydnangiaceae.